AUGCCGAAAUCAAGGGAAGCCAUCCCGCUACCCUAUGAAUUCUUAGAGGAGAUCAAGAAUGGUGAUAUGACCUCAGGAAAAUAUGUUCCCAUUGGAAAGCACCCCAAAGUUCCCAACGUCGUAAUCGUCUUUUCGAACCACUUGCCGCACACCACUAGACUCUCAGAGGACCGCUAUAAGGUUCACUAUAAAAUUGAUGACACAUGGGUGCGCGCCAAUCUGUCGUUAGACCACCGCGAUGCUGACGGACAGCCGGUCUACAUCUGGAAAAUCCGUUGCGGUGACAACGGCAUGAAAACCAUGUGGAAUCCUCAUCAAAGAGCUGAAGUCCGCAAACACAAACGCCAGCUAGUGCAGGAUGAAGUGAUGGAAAGGCGUUUGAAGAAGAUGCGAGAAGAAGAAGGUCUCUAA
This is a messenger RNA of Seminavis robusta, 411 nucleotides long. The record is from the annotation of a GenBank genome assembly. Lineage: Eukaryota; Bacillariophyta; Bacillariophyceae; Naviculales; Naviculaceae.